This is a messenger RNA of Syngnathoides biaculeatus (alligator pipefish), 1304 nucleotides long. Its product is annotated as NF-kappa-B inhibitor alpha-like. NCBI's taxonomy places the organism in Eukaryota, Metazoa, Chordata, Actinopteri, Syngnathiformes, Syngnathidae. Bases 75 to 998 code for a protein of 307 amino acids. The record is from RefSeq and is a predicted model, not a curated record. The transcript is spliced from 6 exons. Gene Ontology annotation, molecular function: protein binding.
GCCUGCCUCCUCACAGCCACACUCGUUUCUGACCUUUGGACUGUACGCGUGUAACUUGUCUCGUGACAGCCAUCAUGGACGUCCACGGAGUAUCAAACUGCGAUCGCAUGGAUUACGGCGACCUCGACCACAUGGAGCCCAAACACGGGAAAAUGUUACCCUGCCAAGACGACCGCUUCGACAGUGGCCUGGAAUCGCUGAAGGAGGAUGAUCUGGUGAACGAUUUGGAAGAGUUGCGCGUGCGCGAAGAUCUCGUUCACGAAUACGAGCCUUGGAGAGGUGUCGUGACCGACGACGGCGACACGCUUCUCCACUUGGCCAUCAUUCAUGAAGCCUCCGAUCAAGCCCAACAGAUGAUCAAACUGUCUCACAAUCACCCCUUUCUGAACGCACAGAACCACCAAAGACAGACGGCGCUGCAUUUAGCUGUGAUCACCGAGCAGCCCCAGCUGGUGGAACGGCUCCUGAAGGCGGGCUGCGACCCGCGGCUGACCGACGACUGCGGUAACACGCCGUUGCACAUAGCCUGCAAGAGAGGCUCCCUCGCCUGCUUCGGCGUCAUCACUCAGACAAGCCAGCGCUACCUCACCUCCAUCAUCUCCUUCCCCAACUACAGCGGACAUAACUGUCUUCACCUUGCGUCAAUUCACGGCUACAUUUCAUUAGUGGAGAAUCUAGUUGGGCUGGGCGCAGACAUCAAUGCCCAAGAACAAUGCAGCGGGAGGGCAGCUCUCCAUCUGGCUGUGGAUGUCCAAAACCCAGCACUGGUCCGUCGCCUUCUUGACCUUGGCGCUGACGUAAAUUGCCUCAACUACGGUGGUUUCACGGCGUACCACCUCACCUACGGCAGACAAAAUGAUGAUAUACGCCAGCAGUUAUACGAGAAAACAGCACAGGAGCUGAGGGCCUUGCCCGACAGCGAAUCCGACGAGAGCGAUAUGGACGAUCUGGACUUGACUGAAGAUGAGUUAUAUGAUGACAUCAAGUUUGGAAAGUAAAGUCCAACGAAAUCCUGCCACUGGGGGUGUCAGAAGAGCUGCUAGUGGGUCCCCGAACCACGGCCCAAUGAAAGGACAAACACCUGCCUAGGAUGUCCAAAAAGUGCUGGCCCGGGAUCACAAGAAGGAAGACGUCGUCUGCGCUGGUCUAAUUGAUCCAGAAAACAGAACUCAAUUCCCAGAACACACAGCGAGACCAGCAUAUAUGUUCAUGUGUUCUCUCUGCAAUACUGUAUAAGGAUACCAUGAUGUGAAUAUACCAGACUGGUCAUUUGUAGUAAAUUGUAAAUACAGAGAUAUUAUUUU